Venustampulla echinocandica is the source of this 2319-nucleotide messenger RNA. Its product is annotated as Phosphatidylinositol 4-kinase-like protein type II subunit alpha. The transcript has a single exon. Gene Ontology annotation, biological process: phosphatidylinositol phosphate biosynthetic process; endosome organization; Golgi organization. Gene Ontology annotation, molecular function: 1-phosphatidylinositol 4-kinase activity. The coding region runs from base 1 to 2319 and encodes 772 amino acids. Gene Ontology annotation, cellular component: fungal-type vacuole membrane; trans-Golgi network; endosome. Lineage: Eukaryota; Fungi; Ascomycota; Leotiomycetes; Helotiales; Pleuroascaceae. The record is from RefSeq and is a predicted model, not a curated record.
AUGCCGAAGAACAAUCGGCCUCCAACCACAGGCUAUGCUCGCAUUGCCCAGGCAGAGGAGUCGGACGAUUCAGACAACGAUGACCAUGAUCUCUCAAACAGUUACCCAACCUUGCAUCAAGCCUCUGCUCCACGCUAUGCCCCCAUCACGCAACCUCGCCCUCACGGUGGCAUGUACACAGAUGGCAUCACAUCGCCAACAGUUCCACGAAGACAGCCAAAUCGAAGACGAAUGGGAAGCACUUCAUCGGGGGUGGAUAUCAAGGCCAUAAAUGCCCGGCUAGAAAGAUGGGCAGAUGAAAUCGCUUCCAAGUUCAAGAUCCACAAAGUCAAGGGCAAGACAGCUGAAGAGGAGAAAUUGGAAAUACACCAUUCAGUCUUUCAGGCCCCCGAGGGCGUACGGCCCGCAACCGCUGAAACCCUCGCCUCGGAUGUCGACAAUGGCCGGAUGAUGGAUUCGGAAUUCGACUCCAUAGUUGAGAGUGUUAGAGUUGCCAUCGAGCAGGGUAUACAUCCGUUAAUGAUCUCUCAAGGGAGCUCUGGCAGUUACUUUGCCAGGAACAGUGAUGGAAAAGUAGUCGGGGUCUUCAAGCCCAAGGACGAGGAACCAUACGCAGCGGGGAAUCCGAAAUGGAAUAAAUGGAUACACCGCAAUCUCUUUCCGUGCUUUUUUGGGCGGGCGUGCCUGAUCCCUAAUCUGAGCUAUGUCUCUGAAGCCGCGGCAUACACAUUGGAUUGCAGGCUACGUACGGACCUCGUUCCAUACACAGGUAUAGUGCACCUCUCCUCGAAAUCUUUCCAUUACGAUUUCUGGGCUCGGAGAAGUUUCUACAGGAAGAAAAGGGCUCUGCCACCAAAAGUUGGGAGCUUCCAGGUAUUUCUAAAAGGAUACAAAGACGCGAAUAUUUUCUUGCGGGAGAACCCUUGGCCGGAUCACUCCACGGGGCCAUAUAGACCUAGCGACCCGCGGAAAAAAGGCAAAAGUUGGAGGAAGACCUGUAGGCCUAUCGGCUCUCACUCGGACGAUGAGGAUGACGAGGAAGAGGUUCCAAUGGCACCCGCAUCUGUGGGGGGCCAUAGUAGACAGUUUAUGUGGACGGAUGCGUUACAACAAUCUUUCCGGGAAGAGCUUGAGAAACUUGUCGUUUUGGACUAUAUAAUGCGCAAUACAGACAGAGGUUUAGAUAACUGGAUGAUCAAGGUGGACUACGAUACUCAAAAUGUGUCCAUUGUGUCGAAGCCUCCCCAGCUUGAUGGCGACCAUGACGAACCGUCGCCUCGUUUGGUGCCAACGUCGAAUGUUAGCCCGCCAGAAUCGCGCCCCUAUAGAGUACAGCAGCCGAUGGAGGCCACCAGCAGAUCAGUUACGCCGUCCCAGCUGGCCGAGCCGAUGAUCUCAAUCGGCGCCAUCGACAACAGUCUCUCAUGGCCGUGGAAACAUCCCGAUGCCUGGCGAAGCUUCCCGUUUGGCUGGCUCUUCCUGCCAGUGUCCCUCAUCGGCCAACCGUUUUCUCAAAAGACGAGGGAUCACUUUUUACCCCUCCUUACGUCCAAACAGUGGUGGAGUGAAACGCAAUUGGAAUUACGAAAAGUUUUCAGCCAGGAUGCAGAUUUCCAAGAACGAAUGUUUGCGAGGCAAAUUGCGGUUAUGAAAGGGCAGGCGUGGAACGUGGUCGAAACUCUAAAGACGACUGAUCAUGGGCCACUGGAGUUGACCAGAAGGGCACGUGUGUGUGUAUGGGAUGACUUGGUCGACAUUCCCGUGGCAGUUCCCAUGCGAGUACCGUCUGCUGAAAUGCGGAGAAGGCAUGAGCGCGGCCUUAAUGGGGGUCUUGAGGAGGAGAUGGAUAUUAGUGCUGCCAACUCCUCAGCUCCACAGCCGGACCUUCUUGGUUUAUCGUCUCCCCCGGCGGAGCUACCGAAUCCAAAUCGAUUCGAACUAGCCAGCCCUCGCCCUAGUGAAGAGGUAUCUGGUUUUGAAACCGAUGAUUCACAUGCGACGGGAAUGAAUGAUCACGCCCAGCGGAAUAUUUUCAAAAAUGGCGAGACAAAAUUUUCUGGGCGGCCUCAGCCAGGCCACUCACGAUCCCGCAUGAGCUAUGAUGGAUUCCCGAGGCCAUCGCUAUAUGCCCCACGCCGCGAGAGUAGAAGGUUUUCUGUCUCGAGCAGAAGCCGUAUGCCAAUGUUAUAUGAUGGGGAUGAUGCCGAGGGUGACCUAGGGUAUGCAGCAGCCGAAGGGAUGGAGGGCCACCAUCGAAAGGUUAUUGUAGAACGUCUAGAAACAGUGAAAAGCAAGAAUCCGGUAUUUACAUGGUGUUAG